AUGACUCAUGGGAACACCGAAUCCGUGGGAAGCUCCCUCUUGAUUUGGCUGACCUGCGGCAUUUUGUCGACAAUCGGAGCUCUUUGCUACGCGGAACUGGGAACAUGCAUCACCAGAUCUGGCGGGGAUUACGCCUAUCUGCUGGUGUCCUUUGGGCCGCUGGUGGGAUUCCUGCGGCUCUGGAUCGCACUGCUCAUCAUCCGGCCAACCACGCGGACCAUUGUGGCUCUAACUUUUGCCCACUAUGCGGUCAAGCCAUUCUUCCCGGAAUGCGAUCCCCCACAGAAUGCGGUGAAACUGCUGGCUGCCAUAUGUCUGACUCUGCUCACCACAAUUAAUUGCCUGUCUGUGAAGGUGUCCAUGAAGGUGCAGGAUGUGUUCACGGUGGGCAAGCUGCUGGCCCUCAUCAUGAUUAUCCUAGCCGGACUGUACUACAUGGCCACUGGCGAGUUGGAGAACUUCAGCCAUCCGUGGGAGGGCAUCUACACUACCCGCAACAUUGGCUACGCCUUCUAUUCCGGUCUGUUUGCCUUUGGCGGCUGGAACUACUUGAACUUUGUGACGGAGGAGCUGCAGGAUCCAUACAAGAACCUGCCGCGUGCCAUUUGGAUAGCCAUGCCCCUGGUCACUGGCAUCUAUGUUCUGGUUAAUUUGGCCUACUGCGCCGUGGUGAACAAACCGGAGAUGCUCAGUUCACUGGCCGUGGUGGUGACCUUUGGAAACCGUGUGUUCGGACCGCUGGCCUUCAUGGUGCCCAUUUUCGUGGCACUGAGCACAUUUGGAGGCGUCAACGGAGUGCUCUUCACCUCGGCGCGUCUGUUCGCCACUGGAGCUCAGGAGGGGCAUUUGCCCAAGUUUUUCCAGCUGUUCCAUGUGAAGCAACAGACUCCCAUUCCCUCCCUGAUUUUCACAUGUCUGAUGUCUCUGCUCAUGCUGCUCACGGAUAACGUCUACCAGUUGAUCAACUACUUCAGCUCGGUGCUCUGGCUCUCAGUGGUGGCCAGCAUAGCCGGGAUGUUGUGGCUCCGGCACAAGAGGCCCGACUUGCCCAGACCCAUUAAAGUCCAUAUUGCGCUGCCCAUUAUCUUCAUGGUGAGCUGCGUGACACUGGUACUGCUGCCGAAUCUGGAGGAGCCGCAAAAUCUGCUGAUUGGCAUCGGCAUAACCCUGGCUGGUAUUCCGUUCUACUACGCCUUCAUCGCCUGGAAAAAUAAGCCCAAAUGCUACGGACGGCUGUCCAACUCCGUGGUGGAGAUUUGCCGGGCCGUCUUCAAUACCACCAUUAUCUAAUCGAAUGAGGCGAUUAACUAGGCCUACAUACAUACAUAUGUACCACACGUGUAAAACUCGUGCAUUUAGUGCAAAAACACUCAAAAUUGAUAUUCGAAAACACUGAAAACUUGUUAAAUCUUUAACAGUUUUGAGUAGUCCCCUGUCCCGUUUGUAUGAUAUUUUAGCAUUCCUCACCACGAAAUUGGCAUCUAUUAGAAUUUAGUUUUAUCGUACGUUCGUAUUUAU
This is a messenger RNA of Drosophila santomea, 1518 nucleotides long. RefSeq names its product large neutral amino acids transporter small subunit 2-like. The coding region runs from base 1 to 1290 and encodes 429 amino acids. Gene Ontology annotation, biological process: amino acid transmembrane transport. Gene Ontology annotation, molecular function: L-amino acid transmembrane transporter activity. NCBI's taxonomy places the organism in Eukaryota, Metazoa, Arthropoda, Insecta, Diptera, Drosophilidae. The record is from RefSeq and is a predicted model, not a curated record. Gene Ontology annotation, cellular component: membrane. The transcript has a single exon.